Messenger RNA from Zea mays, 2477 nucleotides. Its product is annotated as metabolite transport protein csbC. The record is from RefSeq and is a predicted model, not a curated record. Gene Ontology annotation, biological process: monosaccharide transmembrane transport. Gene Ontology annotation, cellular component: membrane. Bases 630 to 2087 code for a protein of 485 amino acids. Gene Ontology annotation, molecular function: hexose transmembrane transporter activity. Lineage: Eukaryota; Viridiplantae; Streptophyta; Magnoliopsida; Poales; Poaceae. The transcript is spliced from 14 exons.
AGGAACCGACAGACGACAGCAGUGUAGUAUCUUCCAAAAGCAAAGGUGGCUUGCUGCGUGUCACCCCCGUGUUGGCCUGGCAGCACGACCUCAUCACGGCACGGCGUCCUUAAGCUUCCCUUCCGGCCUUCCCCCACCUCCCACCCGCGAUCUCCGCGACCGCAAGCAGCUCGGCAGGCAGGCCUCCACCGCUCCACCACCUCCACUCGGUCUACGUGCUCCGUCACCAAACCCACCCGGGCCAACGCCGAAGCAACCCCCCCUCCGUCCUCCCCAGAUCCGGCGCCGCCUCCGCCCUCACUUACACUAGCACGCACGGCGGACACGUCGCCUCCCCCGCGCGAUCUGAUGCAGGCGCACGCGGUGGCCAGGUAAACAAGCCUCCCACAGUCCCACUCCCGAUUAAUUUACUUAACCGCCGCUAUUAAUACACCGUCCCGCCCGCCCGCCCGCCCCCUCCUCGGCUCCUCCUUCCCACGUCGCUCACCUUCCUCCCCUGGGACCGGCCCAGAUCUCUCACCCCCCGAGCUGGGUCCUCAUUCCCGAACCCUCCAAUCCCUUCCCCAUGGUGCACUGGUUCUGCGGCCGAAUCGCUUAAUCGCUUAUUGGUCUCUGUGGAAUCAGCGGCGAUGCGGUGGAAGCUUAACUCCUCCGUCUACAAGCGCGUGCCGUCCAGGGAAACCGCCAUGGAACCCGACGUCGAGACGCCAAUGAGAAUGACGGACGGCGGCGGCAGCGGCGCGGGGCCGUCGUGGCGCAUGUCGUUGCCGCAUGUCUGUGUCGCCACGCUCACCUCGUUCCUCUUUGGAUACCACUCCGGGGUGGUGAACGAGCCCUUGGAGGUCAUCUCCGCUGACCUUGGCUUCGCCGGCAACACUCUUGCUGAAGGGCUCGUGGUGAGUAUCUGUUUGGGAGGAGCUUUUGUUGGGUGCCUCUUCAGCGGCUCCAUCGCAGAUGGUAUUGGGCGACGCCGUGCGUUCCAGCUCAGUGCGCUGCCUAUGAUUAUUGGUGCUGCCAUAAGUGCUCUCUCCAAUAGUUUGGAGGGUAUGCUCCUUGGAAGAUUUUUGGUAGGAACAGGGAUGGGAUUGGGUCCACCAGUAGCUUCACUUUAUAUAACGGAGGUUUCUCCUUCUACAGUGAGGGGUACAUAUGGUAGCUUUGUUCAGAUUGCAACCUGCCUUGGAAUUAUAGUAUCACUACUCAUUGGUACACCUGUCAAAGAUAUUGAUAGAUGGUGGAGAGUGUGUUUCUGGGUUGCCGUUAUCCCAGCAACUUUACAAGCUCUCGGUAUGGAGUUUUGUGCUGAGAGCCCUCAGUGGCUUUAUAAGUGUGGAAAAAUAAGUGAAGCAGAGAUGCAAUUUGAAAAGCUUUUAGGUCCCCUUCAUGUAAAAUCUGCCAUGGCAGAACUUUCUAGAUAUGAAAGAGUAGAUGAUGGAGAAAGUGUCAAGUACUCAGAGUUGUUCUAUGGUCGCCACUUCAAUGUUGUUUUUAUUGGCACAACGCUCUUUGCUUUACAACAGUUAUCCGGCAUAAAUUCUGUGUUCUAUUUCUCAUCAACUGUAUUCAGAAGUGUGGGGGUGCCCUCUAACCUUGCCAACAUAUGCAUGGGGAUUUCUAAUCUAUCAGGAUCAAUUGUAGCAAUGCUUCUAAUGGACAAGCUAGGUAGAAAAGUGCUUCUUUCAGGGAGUUUUCUUGGGAUGGCUUUUGCAAUGGGGCUUCAGGCUGUUGGAGCAAACCGUCAGUAUCUUGGUUCUGCAUGUGUAUAUCUUUCAGUUGGUGGCAUUCUGUUGUUUGUCUUGUCAUUUUCACUAGGAGCAGGCCCUGUCCCAGGACUUCUUUUGCCUGAGAUUUUCCCUAAUAAAAUCCGAGCUAAGGCUAUGGCUCUCUGCAUGUCUGUACAUUGGAUCGUGAACUUCUUUGUUAGUUUGAUGUUCUUGCGUCUUCUGGAGCAACUUGGUCCACAGCUUCUCUACACAAUAUUUUCGUCAGUCUGUGUGGUAGCCUCAAUAUUUGUGAGGCGCCAUGUGUUGGAGACGAAGGGAAAGACUUUACAAGAGAUAGAGGUUUCACUCCUGCAACCACAAUAAAGGUACAUAUUUGACGUGGCUGGAACCUUGGGCAGGCUGUUUGCUGAACAGAAACAAGCUGGCCCUGCAGAAGUUGAUUCCUGAAGUCAUCGGCAACGCCCUACAAAUGGUCUCAGGGAAGUUCCAGAUAUGCGCCUGCGACAGCUAGGGCGGUGUUUCCAUAGAGCAUCAUGUACUGAAGUUAUGCCUGUAUCGCCCGCCCUAGAUAGGAUAUUUUCAUACUUGUGUUGUCAUCUGUUCUAUCUAUGAGUCGUAAUAUCAGAAAAAAAAGGUACUACUGUUUUACCGUUGAUGAGCACAGUUGAAAAAAGGAACUAUCAUCUUCAUUUUACAUGUAUGUACUCAGUAACCAUACUCCGAAUAAUAACACUGCAUGGAGAUUCCUUGUUA